AUGCCGCUUCUGUGUGGUGGCUCCAAAACGGUGCAGCGCAAGCUGGUCUUGCUAGGCGAUGGUGCUUGCGGCAAGACGUCAUUGCUGAAUGUCUUUACCAGAGGCUACUUCCCGACUGUCUACGAGCCUACCGUCUUCGAGAACUACGUCCAUGACAUCUUUGUGGAUAAUGUGCACAUUGAGCUGUCGCUCUGGGACACGGCGGGCCAGGAGGAGUUUGACCGGUUACGCAGUCUGUCAUAUGAUGACACCGACCUUAUUAUGCUCUGCUACAGCGUCGACAGCAAAGACUCGCUCGAGAACGUCGAGUCCAAGUGGGUGGGCGAGAUUGCCGACAACUGCCCUGGCGUCAAGCUUGUGCUGGUUGCCCUCAAGUGCGAUCUGCGCGAGGGCGGCGACGAGGACGGUGACGAUGCGGCAGCAACAGGCGGUGCCGCCAAGAGUGGCACGGACCCGGAUGCGAUCGCCAACGGCUCCGAGAUUAGCCCUGUGGGCGCUGCCGGCGGCAACGGCGCAACGCGCGAGAAGAAGCCGAUGAUCAACUACGACCAGGGCCUCGAAGUCGCCCGCCGCAUUAACGCGAUGCGCUACCUCGAGUGCUCGGCCAUGCGCAACCGCGGCGUCAACGAGGCCUUCACGGAGGCGGCGCGUGUGGCGCUAAGCGUGAAGAAAGACCGGGAAGGCAGCAGCUGCACGAUCAUGUAA
This is a messenger RNA of Sporothrix brasiliensis 5110, 705 nucleotides long. Its product is annotated as Rho family, other. The record is from RefSeq and is a predicted model, not a curated record. NCBI's taxonomy places the organism in Eukaryota, Fungi, Ascomycota, Sordariomycetes, Ophiostomatales, Ophiostomataceae. The coding region runs from base 1 to 705 and encodes 234 amino acids. Gene Ontology annotation, molecular function: GTP binding; GTPase activity. Gene Ontology annotation, biological process: small GTPase-mediated signal transduction. The transcript has 5 exons.